UUUGGCCAAUUUGUAUUUUUUGUUUUUGCUUUGGCUUUCGAUCUGACCAUGGACAUUGCUAGUACAAUUAAGUUUCGUGACAUCUGCAAGAUGUUCGAGCAAGUCAAAUCGCAAAAGAAUCAACAACGCAAGGAAUUGGUACUUAAACGCUAUUAUGAAUCUUUUCAACGGCACCGCCAGUCAUUCCGUCAGACGAGGCAUGAACAGAAUGACCAAAAGCAGGAAGCAGAGACAAAUCCUGUAGAGAAUGGUAGCAGUAGCUUCUACUCCGUGCUCCGAUUGCUAUUGCCAAGCGCCGAUACGGCAAGAGAUAAUUAUGGUCUUCAAAUAACAGCUUUGGGGCGUCUCUAUACCCGAGUCUUGCAGUUGGCCAAAGAUUCUAGAGAUGCUAUACGUCUGCAAGAUCGAGGCUGGAACUCGUUUCGCAUGGGCGCCAGAGGUGGUGAAGAUUAUGCCGAAGUUGUUCAUGCCGUUCUCCUGCCCAGAUGUCAUAAUCCGCCAAGUAAUUUAACUCUCCAAGAGGUGCACAACAUGCUGGACACUAUAGCCAAUGAGGACAUGACAGUAAAGGAAACAGAACUCAUACGAUUUACCGAUUUGGCUUCGCCUUUGGAACAAAAAUGGCUAAUACGUAUUUUAUUGAAACGUCUAGAGUUAGGCAUUGGAGAGCAGAGAAUAUUUGGUGUUCUUCAUGCGAAUGCCAAGGAUAUGUAUCAACGUUGCUCCGAUUUGGGCAGAGUGUGUAAUCUACUUGCCGACAAUAAGCUCAAUGUAGGAAAUGAUUCAGCUGCCACUACCACUACACCGGCUGCUGCUCCUCCCCAAUUCAAUCUGAAUUUGGUAAUUGAACCAUUCCAUCAUAUACGACCCAUGCUAUGCGAGAGAUUUCCGGGCAAAAUUGAAGAGCUCAUGAGCUUGGAUGUCCUCUAUAUGGAAACAAAAAUGGAUGGCGAACGCUUUCAAUUGCAUUUCGCACGCGAUCGUUUCAAGUAUAUAUCACGCAAUGGAGCCGAUUAUACACGCAACUUUGGCGGCUCCUAUGACCAAGCGGAUGGCACACUGACGCCUCAUUUACGUGCCCUUCUGCCCCUCGGCAUGGAGUCGAUUAUACUGGAUGGCGAAAUGAUGGUCUGGGAUGUGAAUCGGCAAUGCUAUCGCGAUAAAGGUGAAAAUACAGAUGUCAAACAUUUGAAAUUGGACGGCAGUUGGCGUCCCUGCUAUGUGGUCUACGAUCUGCUCUAUCUGAAUGGUCAAAGCUUGUUGGAUUUGCCCUUUGUGCAACGUAUGCACAAGUUGAAUGAGCUAAUUGUUGAACGACCAGGAGUAUUAGGUAUAAUGCAUGGUCGUAAAGUUGGUUCGAUUGAGCAGUUCCAUCAAUAUUUCCAAGAGGCUCUCGACUCCAAUGCUGAGGGAAUUGUAUUAAAAAUGCAAAAUUCCACCUACAAGCCGGGCGUACGGGUCGGUGGUGGUUGGUAUAAGGAUAAAGCAGACUAUAUCAAAGGCCUGACCACAGAGUUUGAUGUUCUAAUCAUUGGCGGGUUCUACAAUCGAAAGAUGACAUUCAUUGAAUCCUUUUUACUGGGCGUUUUGCAAACGCAAACCAAUAACAGUGGACGCGAUGAGGUCUUUAGCAUUGGCCGUGUGGCGAAUAACACACGACAGCGUGUCGUGCUGAAUGAUGCACUGCGUUCGCAUUGGCAUAAGGCCAGUGCAGAGCCGCCUCCAUUGUGGUUUCAUUACAAGGCCAAUGAGAAGGAGGGUUGUCCAGAUGUUUGGAUUGAACCUAGACACUCAAUUAUCCUGCAAGUGAAGGCAGCCGAUUUGGCCCCCUAUGGAGCAUUCUAUACGGCGAAAUCCUUACACUUUCCACGUACCGAACUGGUGAGAGAUGACAAGGUCUGGAAUGAGUGCAUGACGCUGCAGGAGUUUCAGCAAUUAUGUGAGGGUCAAAUUGGUAUUAAGAAGCUAAACAAACGACAACUGCGACUCGAUGAUUUCACGACGGAGAGGAAACGCCAGAAGCUGACACCAGCGGAACGAAGUCGUCUGGGUCUGUCGGCCUAUGAGAAACGUCGCUGUGUGCCAUUGGAGGCGAAUACCCUGCUUUUCGAUGAGUUUAAAUUCUGCAUAUUGAGCGGUUCGCCUGCCCGUCGCCAACACAAGCAUCAAUUGCGGGAUUUGGUCCUGCAAAAUGGUGGCUUUAUUGUCGAGAAUCCUCUGCCCCAUGAUCCCAAAUGCAUUUGUAUUGCCGGCGAUAUAACUUAUAUGGUGGAGCGUCUAAUGCAACAAUUUGCUCGCAAAUGUGAAAUCGUACGCAUGGAUUGGCUCCUGCGAUGCUGUGAGAAGCAACAGAUCGAAUUGCGACCCAAGGAUGUGCUGGCACCCACUGAGCCAUUGCGCCAACAGUUUGCCAAAAGUUUUGAUCGUUUCGGUGAUGGCUAUUCCGAAUCCUUUGCCACAAUUCAAGAGCUGCAGGAUGUCCUAGACGAUAUUACCGAUGCCGAUCUUGAGCAGAAUGCCAAAGACUUCGAAUCGCAGGCCUAUCAUGAUCUAGAGCAAUCCCUUGACUACACUGACUAUUAUAUAUUUCGCAACAUUGUUGGCUAUUUGUCCAACAAUAAUGAUCCAAUGACUCGUCUGUGGUUUCUUCAGCAUGGCGGUCAAUUGGCCAGCGAUUCAACGGAUCGCUUUUUAACUCAUGUCUUUAUCGAUGUAACCAAGAAAUUGGAUAACUUGGAGCUGUUAAUCCAUCAAUUGCCGGCUUAUGUGCAAGUUCUUAAUUCAAACUGGCUUCGGCAAUGUCAUCGUGAGUCCAAGCUGAUUCCAUCUAAUCAAUUUCAAGUCAAUAAUCAUUGAUCACAAUGAUUACAACCAGUUUGCCUUGUGCUCGGACGAUCAUUUUGUUUUUAGCAAUAACUAAGUUAAAGUAUUAGGGUUUGUGUUACUAAAAGUUAAGCGUUUUGUUUUUAGAUGUUUUAAAUGUGAUUCGCACAGAAAAAGCAUGCAGAUUCUAGGCGACUUUCUUGAUGUUUUUAAAGGCUUACCCAUUUAGUCAGUUAUUAACCUAUUUGCUCAUUCUCUGUUUAGUUUUUUAAAAGCUGAGAUGUAAAAAUCAAGCAAAUCCAGGAAUUAUAAAGGUAAACAAAUGAGUUAGCAAAUGAUAAGAAAAAUCCAUUCAAAUCCAUUUCAAAGCAACUACAUUUUAAUCACCAGUUUAAAAUCUUAUAUAUCUAUAUCUAUAUUUAUAUCGUUUUAAAAGUUCGCGGUCAACAUUUUCAACAUUAUGCCAAUAAAACUUAUUGACGAAAUCUUUUAUAUGUAAAUUAUAUAUUCUGAAUGUUAAGAAUGAUAUAUACCGAGAAAACAAAAAUGAUUGGCAAUAUCUUUAUAUCAAUUGUAAAUUCUGAAUGCUAAGGGGAUUAACCAUUUUUUUUUUUUUAAUUUUUUUAAGAACUGUUUAAAACUCUACAUUAGGGGUUGAUUUAUUUAAAAGUACACAAAUUUUAAUAUACGUAUGUUAAAUUUUUGGCAAUAAAUAAUAAGAAUUAUAAGAAUAUAAAGUAAAGUCUUAGUCAAAAUUAUUAGUGACGAAAAAACUAAAGGAUUAUAAAACUAGAUAAUAAAAUCUAGGUUUUAUCAUUGCCGAUUUGGAAAAUAUAUACAUUUUUUGUUUUUUAGUUUACUACUAGGUCCCGAAACAGCAUAAGCUUUGCAGGUUCAUUCACCAUUUUGCUCUGUUUAAAUUUAUUUAUAUAAUAACAGAAAUAAAUCAACAAAUAAUCGGACUUUAAAAUUGUAUUCAGUUCGAAAUAAUGUUGGCUCUAUAGAGCUGAUUUCUACGAUCUUUUUAUUGACCAUUCUGUUUAUGUAAAUAAUUUGAAAAUUAAAA
Drosophila willistoni is the source of this 3889-nucleotide messenger RNA. RefSeq names its product DNA ligase 4 (gene DNAlig4). Gene Ontology annotation, biological process: DNA biosynthetic process; nucleotide-excision repair, DNA gap filling; DNA recombination. The annotation marks the transcript as partial. Gene Ontology annotation, cellular component: DNA-dependent protein kinase-DNA ligase 4 complex; DNA ligase IV complex. The transcript has 5 exons. The record is from RefSeq and is a predicted model, not a curated record. Gene Ontology annotation, molecular function: ATP binding; DNA ligase (ATP) activity; DNA binding. Lineage: Eukaryota; Metazoa; Arthropoda; Insecta; Diptera; Drosophilidae.